This is a messenger RNA of Ustilago hordei, 387 nucleotides long. RefSeq lists its product as uncharacterized. NCBI's taxonomy places the organism in Eukaryota, Fungi, Basidiomycota, Ustilaginomycetes, Ustilaginales, Ustilaginaceae. The record is from RefSeq and is a predicted model, not a curated record. The transcript has a single exon. Bases 1 to 387 code for a protein of 128 amino acids.
AUGAAAGGCUUCCAAACGGCGUAUGGGGGUGCCAGAUCGCUGGACCAAAGCACCCUUAACCAAACCCUUGUUGCACCUAAAUACGCACGACACCUUGGAUACGCAGGACACUUUCGAUACGCAGGACACCUAGAUCCUAGCAGUCGCUCAAGCACCAAUUCGAAUUUGGAUUGCAGUUCAAGGCACGAGCAGCGAAUUCCUAUCCUGCCUUAUCCUGUUUAUCCUGUUUAUCCUGCCUGUCCUGCCUGUCCUGCCUAUCUUGACUAUCUUGCCGAUCUUGCCGAUCUUUCCGAUCUUUCCGAUCUUUCUCUUUCCCAGGUUUCCGCUUUCGCUUCCGCUUUGUCGGCCAUCCUUCCGACCGUAUGUGACUGGGGCAAAAGUGUGUGA